This is a messenger RNA of Insectozyma verbasci, 3072 nucleotides long. NCBI's taxonomy places the organism in Eukaryota, Fungi, Ascomycota, Pichiomycetes, Serinales, Debaryomycetaceae. The record is from the annotation of a GenBank genome assembly.
AUGUUUGAUCAUUGUACUUUCUUAAUUAUAGUAUCGGAAGAUUUAUCAACAAAAGAAUAUGAAAAAUUAUACGAUUCAUUAAUAUCAAAUUAUGCAACCAAAAUUUAUUUUAAACCAGAACAUGAUACCUCCAAGAAUUAUAUGAAUCCACCAUCCAUUACAAAUAUUAUAACUGCUAAUAAUCAUAUUGACUUUAUUGAAUAUCAAGAUGCAAAGAAUUCAAUGUUAUCUAUAACUACACCAGAUUGGGUUUAUGAAUCAAUGAAUGCUAAUAAAUUAUUAAGUUAUAAAAAUUAUAAUCCAGAUCCUUCAUUCUUUUUCAAAGAUUUAUUUAUUUGUUGUUCUGAUAAUUUACCUGAUGGUGAUAGAGAAUUAAUUUAUGGUGCUGUAAAAGCAUUUGGUGGUAAUUAUUUAGAUGCAUUAACUAAAUAUACUACUCAUUUAAUUUCACAAGAUUUAGGUAAUGAAAAAGCUAUAAUUGCAAAUAGUAUAAUUCCAAUUCAAGUUAAUUCAAAUGAUUCUAAACAGCCAGUUAGUAUUAAAAUUGUUCAACCUGAAUGGAUUGAACAUUGUAUUACCAUGGGUAAAAAAAUUAAGGAAGAUAGUUAUAUUUUACAAGAUUUUACAAAUAACAAUUUAGAUUUAUGUUUGGGUUAUCAAAACACAUCAGAUGGAAUUGAUCAUAUGGAUGAUGAUAGUGAAGGUUUUGUAAAAUUGAGUAAUAAAGAAAGCCCAAAUUCUUUAGAUUUUAUUUUGAAUAAAAAUUUCUUCAUCAGUUCUGAUUUUAAUUUAUCUCCAAGAUUAUCAACGUCAGUAAGAGCUUUAAUAAAUAAAUUUGGUGGAGCUGUACAAGAUAGUUUUGAUGAAAAUAGUUUAGAUAUUUAUUUAGGUAAGUAUAGAUCUGGAGAAUAUUAUCAAAAGGCAAGUUUAAAUAAAAAUGUUAUAGUUGGUAAUUUACUAUGGUUAUACACUAUAAUGGUGAAUAAGAAAUGGAUAUUACCGUUAAAUUCAAAUAUUUUAAAUUACCCAAUACCUCCAAAUCCAUUAAAAGCAUUUAAAAAUUUAAAAAUUUCAAUUUCAAAUUAUUCUGGUGAUUCAAGAAAGUAUUUAACAAAAUUGAUAAGUAUCCUUGGUGGCACAUUCACUAAAACAUUAAGUAAAGAAAAUGAUAUUUUAAUUUGUGCUAGACGAGAAGGUAAGAAAUAUGAUGCUGCUAAAAAGAAAUGGAUUAAUGAAGGGGCUCAAGUUAAAGUUGUAAAUCAUUUAUGGUUAGAAGAUUGUUUUGUAAAUUGGUCCAAAUUAGAUGAAUCAAGUGAUAAAUAUAUAAAUUUUGGUAAUGAAAAUUUAGGCAUGGAACCACUAAUUGGAAGAGUUAAAUUGAAUGAAGUGGCUUUGAAAAGGUGGUAUUUAAAUAAUGAAUUUAGUAGUGAAGCUGAUAUGACUAGUAAUAUUGAUGAUAGUAUGAGUGAAGAUGAAUGUACACAAUCUCGAAAAGAAAAAGAAGAAACUCAAACACAGUUGAAAGUAAGAGAAACAUCAAUAAAAGAAGAAAAGAAGGAACAUACUACUAAAGAUGAUGAUACCCAAUUCAGUAGUGAUAGUGAAGAAGAAGAAAAUGGUGAUAAUUCAGUACAACCACAACCAUUAGUUAAAAACGAAAAUUCAACAAUUGUUAAACCUACAUCUUCACAAAUUAGAGAUGUUCAACAAGAAGUAUCAAAUUAUAUGAAUUCAUCGCCAUAUAAAAAGGAACCAUUGGUUAAAGACUCAUUGUUCAAAGAAUCAACACCACAAACAAAAUCUAAAUCGAGGACUGAUGAAGAUGUCUCCAAAACUACACCAUCAAUGGUUGCAUCACAUAAACAAGCUGAUGAAUCAACACAAGAAUCAAGUCAAGAUGAAGAUUAUCCUGAACCAUCUACAAAUAAAAAGGAAUCAGUACAAAACGAUUUAACAACUUCACAACUAGAAGAAACUCCACCAUGUUUAAAAGAUUCAGAUCCAGUAUUUGUAAGAGAGGAAAUACAAGCAAGUUCAAAGAAGAUAACACCAAAAGUAAAGAAAGAAAAAACUCCAACAUCCAAAAAAUCGAAAGUGUCAAAAGAUCAAUCACCCGAUACAAAAGGUGCAUCACCUACAACACCUUCAGAUAAUUCAGAACCAACUCUACCUCUAAUUCAACCAGCAUCACAUUCAAGAUAUGGUGGAAGAUCAGCUGCAAAAAAAGCAGCAUUAAAAUUACAUGAUAAUAUGUCAGAUUUAAAUCAAUAUCAACAAGUUAAAAAAUCAAAUAAGAAAAUGCAAUCAUAUUUUGAUAAUUUAAAUAAUGCAAGUCUUCCAUCAUCAUCAGAAUCAAAUUCAAAUUCAACAAGUAAACGAUCACUAGAAGAAUCAGAAGAAUCACCAGUUUCAAAAAAACAAUAUCAAAUAAUCGCAAUCAUGACCGGAUCAGAUAUAGAAUUAACUAAGACUGAUUAUUCAAAAUUAAAAGAUUUGGGUAUAAUUUUCAUUACAGAUUUUUCAUCUCCAAAAUCACCAAAUAUAUUAUUUGCUCCAAAAUUAUUAAGGACUGAAAAAUUUUUAAGAAGUUUAAGUAAAGUGAAUAAAAUAAUUCAUCCAAAAUAUUUAACUGAUUUAUUAUCUGAAGAAAACAAGGAAAAUAAUUUAAAUAUAAAUGAUUAUAGUUUAGAAAAAAUAGAUCCAUCAACUGAAACAGAAUUAAAUUAUGAAAAUAUAGGAAAUUCCACAGCUCCAAUUUUUCACAACUUGAAUUUUAAUUUAUCUAUUAAUUUGAAUGGAGGAAUUGAUGUUAUUUCUCGAAUUUUGAAAGAUCAUGGAAUGAAAGAUUAUAAAGAAAUAAAACAAAGUACGAAAUUAAAAGAUGAGAAAAAUAUAAUGACUAAUAAAGAUAACGAUGAGAAAACUAUAUUAAUUGCAAAUAAAUCAAAGGAUACAAAAUUGAUCAAUAAUUUUAAAAAAGAAGUUGAUGAUUCAAUUGUAUUGAAUUGGAAUUGGUGUGUGAAAUCAAUCUUUCAAAUGGAAUUACAGGAUUAUGAGGAGUACAAAGUAUAA